Molecule: messenger RNA, 2624 nt
Organism: Gossypium raimondii (Peruvian cotton)
Lineage: Eukaryota; Viridiplantae; Streptophyta; Magnoliopsida; Malvales; Malvaceae
Product: cysteine--tRNA ligase 2, cytoplasmic
Exons: 11
Coding region: 653-2293 (546 amino acids)
Biological process (GO): cysteinyl-tRNA aminoacylation
Cellular component (GO): cytoplasm
Molecular function (GO): cysteine-tRNA ligase activity; ATP binding
Source: RefSeq, a predicted model, not a curated record
AAAAAAUAACACAAAAAUCCCCAAUCCACUAACCCUAAUCAGUAAUCUAAUGUUCGUAUCUCCCCAAAUAUCUUGCUUCCUCCGAAAUCUCCCUACCACCGAGUGCCGACAGCCACCAGUCACCACCGACCACCGUAACCCAACGCAGUGACGCAACUUCACUGUCUGGUCACUUCACUCACCACCGUCCAAUAUUUCAAGGCUCAAGCAGCUUGCACUCUUCUGGGUUCUCCGUUGUCGUCGCUCAUCAUCGCUGGAACCCCUUUUACCUUCAGCAGCUUUAAAGAAUUUUACUUAUAAAAAGGACAUGACAGAACAAAUUUAAGACAGCAGCCCUAUACCUUUGCCUCCCCAAAUCAGUUCCUAUUUUCACCAAAAAUCCCUAGGUGUUGUGUGCCGCUCACCAGCAGGUGAAGCUGCUGCUUACUCUGUCGCCGGAGUUCACUACGGUGCUGCUUGUCAAUCUCAUCCAAUUCCAGGGUGUUGGAAUUCACUGUUUAAAGGUUCCCAGUUAUUAAAGCAUGAAUUCACUGUUAAAGCGUCUCAAAAGCUAUGAACUCUUUUUUUGCCAUUGAUGUAGGGUGUUGGAGAUUCAUACUAAUUUACAUGUGAUUUAAGUUUUUAGAAAAAUGGGUAAUUGUUUAGGGUCAGAAUGGAUCCCUCAAAGCAAGAAACAAACCAAAAAAAAGCUUCUAAACCGAUGGCUAGGAAGGAAACCCAAGAAUUCCAAUUUGUUGUUUACAAUACCAUGACUCAGCAAAAAGAGGUUUUCAAUCCCAAAAUCCCUGGAAAAGUUCGCAUGUAUGUCUGCGGUGUCACUGCCUAUGAUUUCAGUCACCUUGGCCAUGCUCGUGCUGCCGUUUCCUUUGAUGUCCUUUACAGGUACCUUAAGCAUUUGGGUUAUGAGGUUACUUAUGUCAGGAAUUUUACUGAUGUUGAUGAUAAGAUAAUUCGUCGAGCCAAUGAGACUGGAGAGGAUCCAAUAAGUUUGAGUGACCGGUACUGUAAAGAAUAUAAUAUAGAUAUGAGUGAUCUACAGUGCCUUUCUCCAACACAUGAGCCACGUGUUUCUGAUCACAUGGAGCAGAUCAAAGAUAUGAUAACUCAGAUUAUAAACAAAGACUUUGGAUAUGUUGUUGAAGGCGAUGUGUUUUUUACUGUUGAUAAAUUCUCAAAUUAUGGCAAGUUAUCUGGGCAGAAGCUGGAAAACAAUAGAGCAGGUGAACGUGUUGCUGUUGACUCAAGGAAGCGUAAUCCUUCCGACUUUGCAUUAUGGAAGGCUGCAAAGCCAGGUGAGCCAUCUUGGGACAGCCCUUGGGGACCUGGACGACCUGGGUGGCACAUAGAAUGUAGUGCAAUGAGUGCACAUUAUUUAAGCUUCAAAUUUGACAUUCAUGGUGGUGGGCUUGAUUUGAUUUUUCCUCACCAUGAAAAUGAAAUUGCUCAAAGUUGUGCUGCAUGCAAAGAGAGUGACGUAAGUUAUUGGAUGCACAAUGGGCAUGUUACUAAUAACAAUGAGAAGAUGUCAAAAUCUUUGGGUAACUUUUUCACAAUUCGCCAGAUUACUGAGAGAUAUCAUCCACUGGCUUUGCGAUACUUCUUGAUAAAUGCACACUAUCGUUCUCCUCUCAAUUACUCUGUUGUUCAGUUGGAAGGUGCAUCAGACGCUGUUUUUUACAUAUAUCAGACUUUGAAAGAUUGUCAAGAUGCUCUAUUGCAACUACAAGAAGAAAUGCCCAACGAUGGCAAACCAGCUCGGAUUAGUCCGGACGCCAAGGAAUGCAUUAGCAAGCUCCGCAAUGAGUUCCAGGUGAAAAUGUCAGAUGACUUGAGCACUUCACUUAUACUGACUGGAGCCUUUCUAGAAGCAUUGAAGUUGGUAAACAAUUUGUUGACCAUGCUAAAGAAGAAGCAGCAAAAGCAACAAAGAUUAUUGGUAAUUCAAUCCCUUAAAGAGAUUCAGAACGAAGUUACAAAAGUUUUGGAUGUUCUGGGAUUGCAGCCACCUUUCUCUUAUAACGAGGUUUUGCUGCAAUUAAAGGAGAAAGCAUUAACGAGAGCGGGGUUGGUGGAAGAUGAUGUGAUUCGUCUAAUUAAAGAGCGAGCUGAGGUGAGGAGAAACAAAGACUUCUUGAAAAGUGAUCAGAUGAGAGCUCAUUUGCAAGCACAGGGCAUUGCACUCAUGGAUGUAGGCACGGAAACAAUUUGGAGACCUUGUGUUCCUGUUCAACAAGACUCGGAAAUAGUGCCAUCAGAGGGCCAGAAGGUCCCUCCCAAGCCUGAAAGUGCAUAAGAAUGCAGAUCUUGAUUCAAGUUCACCAAAAAAAACAUAUCGAAUUUGCUUCGUAUGGUGGUUUUUAUUGUCAAAACAAUUUGGUGGGAUCAAGGAAAUUUCUAGACGGUUUUGAUUCAUAAUUUAUAAAAUGUCUUCCCGUUUCUGACCUAGUAAACUUGUGUAAUGAACCAAGUUCUUUCACGAUUGGAUUGAUUGCCUUGCUUCUAUUUGGCCUUCAGCUGCACAGACAGUGAGCCGGAUUUUUUCUUUUCUGAAUACUGUACUUUAGUAGUGUUGUAUACUGGUAAAUAACAGGCAUGAAUAUGGUGGUUAUAUUGUCCUUUUUAAA